AUGUUUCAUGUUUUUGCUUCUAAGGGGGACAUCACCAUUCGAGGACUGGCUUUGUCAGAGAAAAUGAGCAAUGCAACUCAGUACCUUGAAUUUUUGGAAUUGAUUGAGUACCUUGAAAAGAUAAUUAUAUUGCAUGAAAGGAUGAAGAUUGCUUCUCUGGUGAUCUCCAGUUUUGCAUUUGUGUUGGGGGUCCUUGGCAAUGGGCUGGUCAUCUUCAUCACCGGCUUUCGUAUGAAGAAGACGGUCAACACAGUUUGGUUCCUCAACUUGGCCAUUGCAGACUUCAUCUUCAUCUUUUCCCUGAUUUUUGUCCGUGCUGCUGUGAACUUCAAGUGGUACAUCAGCCAGUACUUGUGCAAGAUGAACAACGCCCUCAUCUUCCUCAACCUUUACGCCAGUGUUUAUAUCCUGACGGUCAUCAGCAUUGACCGUUGCAUUUUUGUCCGGCAUCCGAUCUGGGCUCAGAACCACCGAAAACCUCGGCAGGCUUCUUUUAUGGCCUUGGGUGUGUGGAUCCUGGCCUUGGUGUUGUCUUCUCCCCCUCUCUAUUUCGGGGGAACCAUACAAAAUCCAAAUGACACGAACAUUAACUGUUUUAAGGCUUACGGUAACACCAUAGAUACUCAUAUGUCCAUGCAUCGCGAUGUGAUCAUCAGCCGUUUCAUCUUUGCCUUCAUCAUUCCCUUCAUUGUUAUUUUUCUCUGCUAUGGAGCCAUUGUCUUGAGAUUGAGAAGCAGUCAACUGUUUCAAGCAAGCAAGCCCUACAAGAUCAUCACGGCUUUGAUUGUGACUUUUUUUGUAUGCUGCUUCCCUUUUCAUGUGUUUUCUUUCAUUCACCUGAAAUAUUCAUCACGUCCAGACAUGUGGUUGGCACUGAGUAUUGGUGAUCCCAUAGCAUCAUGCUUGUUUUUUAUCAACAGCUGCAUCAAUCCCAUCCUCUACGUCUUCAUGGCAAGGGGCUUCAAAGACAGCCUGAAAUGUUCCCUCUUUUCUGCAUUUGAGAAUGCCUUCACUGAAGAGGUCAGGCAGAUCUCCCCAACCAACAAAGCCAAAUCUUUAGCAGAGGUGGAAUUGCAGUUAUGA
This is a messenger RNA of Pantherophis guttatus, 1083 nucleotides long. Its product is annotated as chemerin-like receptor 1. The record is from RefSeq and is a predicted model, not a curated record. Gene Ontology annotation, cellular component: plasma membrane. Gene Ontology annotation, molecular function: N-formyl peptide receptor activity; complement receptor activity. NCBI's taxonomy places the organism in Eukaryota, Metazoa, Chordata, Lepidosauria, Squamata, Colubridae. Gene Ontology annotation, biological process: positive regulation of cytosolic calcium ion concentration; complement receptor mediated signaling pathway; phospholipase C-activating G protein-coupled receptor signaling pathway.